Messenger RNA from Python bivittatus (Burmese python), 1737 nucleotides. The record is from RefSeq and is a predicted model, not a curated record. Lineage: Eukaryota; Metazoa; Chordata; Lepidosauria; Squamata; Pythonidae.
GCUGCAAAUAAAGCAGAUGUGUUUGUUGUGCUUUUUUUAUGCUGUCUAGACUUUCUUUUACAAAAGCAGGCAUUCAGGAUUUAACCUGUGGAGUUUUCUUUAUUUUGGCAUUUUUCAGCUAUUUUGUUAAGAAAGUUUAUAGAGUAGUGUGAAUAAAGCAAGAUGAAGUUGAGGAAAUUGCAGUCAGUAAAAGAUGAGGACCAUUUUUAUCAUCAGGGUGCUGUGGAGCUGUUGGUGUUUAAUUUUUUGCUCAUCCUCACGAUCCUUACAAUUUGGCUGUUUAAAAAUCACAGAUUCCGCUUUUUGCACGAAACAGGAGGUGCCAUGGUUUACGGUCUCAUCAUGGGAUUAAUUUUACGGUAUGCCACAGCACCAUCAGAUUUUGAAAUUGGAAAUGUCUAUGACUGUGACAGGCUCAAGGCUGGCUUGCCCACCCUGCUUGUCAACAUCACAAAUCAAGUGUAUGAAUAUCAGUACAGAAGGGAAAUAAACCAGCUUAAUGUCAAUGCACACCAAGGGAAUGCAAUGCUGCAAAAGAUGACCUUUGAUCCUUCCAUCUUCUUCAAUGUUCUAUUACCUCCCAUUAUAUUUCAUGCAGGAUACAGUUUAAAAAAGAGACACUUUUUUCGCAACUUAGGAUCCAUUUUAGCAUAUGCUUUUUUGGGGACAGCUGUCUCUUGUAUUGUAAUAGGGUUGAUAAUGUAUGGCUUUGUAAAAGCUCUGAUCCAUAUUAAUCAGCUGAAGACCGGUGAUUUUCACUUCACUGACUGUUUAUUAUUCGGUUCUUUCAUGUCAGCUACAGAUCCAGUGACAGUCCUAGCUAUUUUUCAUGAGCUUCAUGUUGAUACAGAUCUUUAUACUCUCCUUUUUGGAGAAAGUGUCCUUAAUGAUGCUGUGGCUAUAGUUCUCACAUAUUCAAUAUCAAUUUACAGUCCCAAGGAGAAUCCCAACACAUUUGAUGCUGCUGCCUUCUUCCAAUCGGUGGGGAAUUUUUUAGGGAUCUUUGCUGGAUCUUUUUCUAUGGGAUCUGCCUAUGCAGUUGUCACUGCACUAUUGACAAAGUUUACUAAGCUAUGUGAGUUUCCCAUGUUGGAAACUGGCCUGUUUUUCCUUUUGUCAUGGAGUGCUUUCUUGUCUGCUGAAGCUGCUGGACUUACAGGAAUAGUGGCAGUUCUUUUUUGUGGAGUCACACAGGCCCAUUAUACAUACAACAAUCUGUCAGCAGAUUCCAAAAUGAGAACUAAACAGUUGUUCGAGUUCAUGAACUUUUUGGCUGAGAAUGUAAUCUUCUGCUAUAUGGGACUAGCACUGUUUACAUUCCAAAAUCAUAUUUUCAAUGCUCUAUUUAUAUUUGGAGCAUUUGUGGCAGUUUUCAUAGCAAGAGCCUGUAACAUAUAUCCAAUUUCUUUCAUUCUCAACCUGGGCCGAAAACAAAAAAUCCCAAAGAACUUUCAACAUAUGAUGAUGUUCUCAGGUCUACGUGGUGCAAUAGCAUUUGCACUGGCUAUACGGGACACAGAAUCUCAGCCUAAGCAAAUGAUGUUUACGACUACUUUACUAAUUGUGUUCUUCACAGUCUGGGUGUUAGGAGGAGGCACUACAUCAAUGCUUACAUGGCUCCAAAUCAGGGUUGGAAUUGAUCCAGAUGAGGAUCAAAAGAUAGAAACUGCUACUCAGGCAAGUUAAAAUGCUGCCAAUAACCUGGAUAAAAGCACAACCAAAGCAGAAAGUGCUUGG